UAAGGUGUUUGUUGACAAAAUCAUCAGCACGUUCAUUGUUUCAUUUGAUGAAAAACAAUUCAAAAGAAUUUUGAUAAAUUCAAACAAAAUCAAUGCAAUGGACAUGAUUUCCAAUUAUAAAAGUUUGGUUUCUAAUCUUGAACGUCAAGAAUUAAAUGCGGCCAUGAAUGGUCCUGCUUCUCCACAGAUCUAUGGACAAUUAUUGGCCAUCUAUUUGCUCAUCAAUGAUUUACCUAAUGCUAAACUUUUAUGGAAGCGUAUACCAAAUGAAAUCAAACAAAGUAAUCCUGAGAUACAGGCCGUUUGGAAUGUUGGUGUUAAAUUAUUUAAACGUGAAUUAUCCGAUAUUUAUUCUUUAGUUGACUCAGUUGAAUGGCCACUCCAUUUGAAAAACAUUAUGAAUUGCAUCAAAGAAGCAACUCGUAAUCGUAUGUUGAAUCUAAUUGGCAAAGCCUAUAGUUAUAUUCGCCUUGAUGAUGUUUCAUCGUUUCUUGGAUAUGAUGAAACGCAAACAAUCGAAAAAAUUCAUGCACUUGGUUGGCAAUAUGAUUGCGAGACUAGAUUUGUUACGCCGAAAAAGAUGCCAAACACUAUGGACGAUUCAUCUAAUUCAACAUUAGAUGAAUUAAUGAUCAAACUAACAGAAUUAGUAUCAUUUCUCGAAAAUUGAUUUUUGUAAAUAAAUUUUUUUAUUAUUAUGAAUAAAUCAAAAACGCCCAGAUCUCCUUCGACCUGUAUAUUUA
Messenger RNA from Dermatophagoides pteronyssinus (European house dust mite), 743 nucleotides. RefSeq names its product COP9 signalosome subunit 8 (gene CSN8). Lineage: Eukaryota; Metazoa; Arthropoda; Arachnida; Sarcoptiformes; Pyroglyphidae. Gene Ontology annotation, biological process: COP9 signalosome assembly; protein deneddylation. The record is from RefSeq and is a predicted model, not a curated record. Gene Ontology annotation, cellular component: COP9 signalosome.